UAUCCGCCGCGUCUUCAACCAAACCUCCCGAACUCGAGUCCCUAAGCUCCAGCCACGAACCCCGACGCUGACAGCCCGGUUCUCACAAAACCGUCUCGCCCCCGUCCGUUCGCUCCGAUCCCUCUAUCUCCAGCUUUCACUUUUCCUCCCCGCGAAGAAGCACCCAACUCCCUUGGUCAGGGCCCCGUACGCAACCUCCACCUCUACAGAUUAUGUCCGCAUCCGCGCCCAUAGCCGGAACGGCUUCUGCGCCGCAGAAGCUGGAGAAGAAGCCCGUCAAGUUCAGCAAUCUGUUGCUCGGAGCUGGAUUGAACAUGUUCGAAGUGACAACUUUGGGACAGCCGUUGGAAGUGACCAAGACGACGAUGGCUGCAAACCGGGCUGACGGCAUGGCCGGAGCUAUUGCGAGAAUCUGGAGUCGUGGAGGGGUGCUUGGAUUCUACCAAGGUCUUAUCCCCUGGGCGUGGAUUGAAGCCUCGACCAAAGGCGCCGUCCUCCUCUUCGUCGCCUCGGAAGCCGAGUUCUACGCCAAAAGCUUCGGUGCCCCCGAUUUCGUCGCCGGGAUAACUGGAGGCAUGACAGGCGGUCUUGCCCAGGCCUACGCAACAAUGGGCUUCUGCACCUGCAUGAAGACGGUGGAGAUCACCAAGCACAAGGUCGCGGCCUCGGGCCAGAAGCCGCCGGGAACGCUUCAGACCUUCAUGGGCAUCUACCGCGCCGAGGGUAUCCGCGGUAUCAACAAGGGUGUCAACGCUGUUGCGGUCCGCCAGGUCACGAACUGGGGUUCCCGCUUUGGUCUUUCACGUGUCGCUGAGAACGGUAUCCGAAAGAUCACUGGCAAGGGCGACACGGAGAAGCUGGGCGUUUGGGAGAAGAUUCUUGCUAGCGCCGUGGGUGGUGGCCUCAGUGCUUGGAACCAGCCUAUCGAGGUCAUCCGCGUGGAGAUGCAGAGCAAGACCGUCGACCCCAACCGGCCGAAGAAGCUGACCGUCAGCUCGGCGGCGAAGUAUAUCUACAGCAACAACGGCAUGAAGGGCUUGUAUCGUGGCGUUACUCCUAGAAUUGCUCUCGGCGUUUGGCAAACGGUCUGCAUGGUUGCUUUGGGCGAUGUUGCCAAGGAUGCUGUUGAGAAGCUCACUGGUGACAAGGUCACCGCAAAACACUAAAGGGGCGUUUGGAUGUCUUAGUCUACAUUCGAUCUACUGAGAUAACAGCAGAGCUACACUGUUAUUUCGUUGAGUGUAGUUGCAUUUUCUCGCAUGUUCGUUCAAGCUGUUGGUUCUAAGUAUUGAUAGACGGGUUGGCAAAUGGGAGUUUGUCGGUAAUCACAUGAACCUGAGGGGCUUUUCCUUUCCUGUUUCACAGAUAUAUCCUACCACCAUGAAUAUCAAGGGUUGAAGGAAGGCG
Mytilinidion resinicola is the source of this 1407-nucleotide messenger RNA. Its product is annotated as mitochondrial DNA replication protein YHM2. The transcript is spliced from 6 exons. Gene Ontology annotation, biological process: mitochondrial citrate transmembrane transport; alpha-ketoglutarate transport. Lineage: Eukaryota; Fungi; Ascomycota; Dothideomycetes; Mytilinidiales; Mytilinidiaceae. Gene Ontology annotation, molecular function: tricarboxylate secondary active transmembrane transporter activity. Gene Ontology annotation, cellular component: mitochondrion. The coding region runs from base 213 to 1166 and encodes 317 amino acids. The record is from RefSeq and is a predicted model, not a curated record.